Molecule: messenger RNA, 759 nt
Organism: Perca fluviatilis (European perch)
Lineage: Eukaryota; Metazoa; Chordata; Actinopteri; Perciformes; Percidae
Gene: atp5if1b
Product: ATP synthase inhibitory factor subunit 1b
Exons: 3
Coding region: 89-412 (107 amino acids)
Biological process (GO): negative regulation of ATP-dependent activity
Cellular component (GO): mitochondrion
Molecular function (GO): ATPase inhibitor activity
Source: RefSeq, a predicted model, not a curated record
CUAAUAAUGGCGCCGUCCUGUGGCGUAUUUUGAGGACAAGGGCAAGCUUCCCUGUCAUCAGUGUUGUUUUCACAUGUGAGACUCAAACAUGGCGAGGUUUUUAAGGCCUAACAUCAGGAGUUUUGUCACUGCACAGCUGAGAAUGUCAUCCGACCAGCUGGGUGAGCUGGGUAAAGGUGCAGGAAAAGGUGGUGGCGGGGGAGGGUCCAUCAGAGAGGCAGGUGGAGCCAUGGGGAAGAAGCAGGCCGCUGAGGAGGAGAUGUACUUCAAGCGUAAGGAGCAGGAGCAACUGGCUGCAUUGAAGCAGCAUCACCAGGAGGAAAUUGACCACCACAAAAAAGAGAUUGAACGUCUGCAGCGCGAUAUCGACCGCCACAAGGGAAAGAUCCGGAAGCUGAAGCAUGACGACUGAGUGAAACCUUCCAGAAAGAAGUUGCAGUUUUCUCACUGACCCAGCCAGAUACCUUUAUUCAGAUUGCUGCAUGCACAGUGUUACUGGGCCAGUCAUGAAUGUGUGGGUGAUUGUUCUGUAAAUGCAUGAGUUAUUAAAAACGUUCAUAAAAUGAUGAUUGUUUCCAUAGCAUGCUAUGAUACAAGUUGUACAACUUUUUCAACCCGUAGCCAUCGUUUUGGUCAGUGUGCUGUAUGUUUCAGGCAAAAGGCCAAAGUGGAAACACUUAAAUAUAUUUAAUGCUUCACAUGGCAACAUCAACUUAUCUUCUGGUGUGAUGUUAAAAUAAAUUUGUAAUGUAAAUGGCA